Molecule: messenger RNA, 822 nt
Organism: Symbiodinium pilosum
Lineage: Eukaryota; Dinophyceae; Suessiales; Symbiodiniaceae
Source: the annotation of a GenBank genome assembly
AUGAAUGGACCUUCUGCGAGGGCUUUGCGUGAGGGCGGCAUCGGUGGGUCCAUCCCCUACAAGGUUGGAGUCACGUUGCAGGUGAAGCCCAAAGACACUGGGCCCAUUCCCAAGGAGUGGCUCAAGAAGACGACCCUCCAGGCGCCUUUCGGAGACUAUGGCCAGAUCCUGCGCAUCGACGUGUCAGAGACGCAGCGGUGUGCCUAUGUGGAGUAUGAGGAUCCCAGGGACGCACAGGACGCCCAGAAGGACCUCGACGGUAAGCGGAUUGCGGGCAAGGAGGUCUCCGUGCUCUUGGCGGGCCAGACUCCGAACCGAAGACCUGGCAGCAGUCAGGUACCUGUCGGGCCGCCCGGGCGGGCCGUGGAUAUCGAGCAAAGAGUGGCAGAGAUGGCAAUGAAGCAUUUCCUAGACGAAGCAGCCGCUGCCCGUCUGGCAAGUGUGUUCCAGGAUCGCUCCCGCCUCGGGUGCGAUCUGGUGCGGGACUUUCAGGACCUCGAUGAGCACCUCUCAGCCUCCAACAAGCCCUCGGCGCUUGUGAGCAUGAAGCUCUCGGAGCUCAGAUCCGGCCGGCCUAUUGGUCCAUGCAAAUACCAGGGUGGCAAGCGGCGAGACAUUGGGGAUGCUAUCGACCCCGAGAUUCGUGCCGGAUAUCAGAGCAGCAAGUACUUCGGAGAGAGAGGCGACGAAAGGGAACCGGGGCGCCGGGAAAUCCGUGACCGUGAUGGGGAGCGAGAACGGAGCGAGCGUCGGGAGCGUGACAGGGGGAAAGACAAGGAGCGAAGCAGGCGUGGAUCCGAGGAUGCGCGGCGCAGAAGAUGA